CAGCUGCAGCAGGCAGGCAUGGAGCAGAGAGACUCUGUUCAGGAUGCGCUACGGACGGAUGCCCGCGUCGGCGCGUCCUACGCCUCGCCCGGCGUUGCCUCGACGACCGCCACGGCAGCGCCCGUCGUCGUGACGACGGCAGUGCAGACGGGUGCGGCAGUGAUGGAGUUUGCGGCGGGCGAGGUGACACGUACGAAGCUGGAACCGAUGCAGGUGCUGGAGAUGGAGGAGGAGUCGGCCGGCGUCGCCGCCGCCAUGAUGCCCCCCUCCAUGCAGAUAAUGACGAUGACGAAUGAAGUCGUCAUGCCAACCGUGUCGCUGCUACUGGAGCCGUCAGCAGCUAACCCUCGACAACAGGUGGCGCCAUCGAUGCAGUCAGAAGGCCAACAGUCGUCGACCGACAACAGAAUAUACAAGGACAACGCGAACAUGUCAAGUCAGCAGAUGGCGCCAGAGUUUGCAAAGUCGACAACGCAGAAUGGUCCUGCCACGAACCAGCCCAUCGCUUACAAUCCAGAGGAGAUGUGGUGUGAGGACUGUCAGACUGUUUACAUCGGAGAGUGUCCGAAGCAUAAGAUCCGUACGGUCGUGGACAAGGUGGUGCUGCCACGUGCAUGGGCAAGCAUUCCCACCAACCUGCAGGUGCUACAGGCCCUCAGCGACGACGCCGCCGCCACAGGAGGAGGAGGAGAAGAGCUAAUAACAGAGCUGGGCGUCUAUGCUAAGCGUUCCAUACCGAAGCGCACACAGUUUGGACCGUUCCACGCACGGCGGGUUGACGAUCGCAGCAAGCUGCCCAGCAGACAGAAGCUCAUCCUACAGGUGGCAUGCAUGGAGACGGGGCAGAAGUACUGGCUGGACUACAGCGAUGACGCGGAGUCUAACUGGAUGCGGUUUGUGCGACCAGCGACGACGCAGAAGGACCAGAACCUAAUCGCCUACCAGCAUGGCAACGACAUAUUCUACGUCAGCAUACGGAACAUAGAGCCUAAGGAUGAGAUGAAGGUCUGGUACGCCGGUCACUACGCGAAGCGGCUUGGCCUGCCCCUCCUCCACGCGCCGCGCGAUCCGGCGCCCGCCCCCGUCGCCGCGACGACCACGACAACGACGACGCCGCAGGGAGCCGACACGCAGCUACGCGAGCGCAGGAAGACGAGAAGCUCAUCGGGCGCGCUGGAGGAGUGGCCGUGCUACGAGUGCAGCCGUAAGUUCCGCACGUCUGAGGCGCUGCAGGAACAUCUGAACGUUCACGAUGACCCGACUUUCUACCCAGACGCUGAGGAGACGGACGCGCCGUACAUGAUCAAGCGGCGGCGCGGACGGCCGCCGAAGAAAUUCAAAUACGUCGACGGCGAGGAGGAGUCUAACGGAAUGGAGACGGAGGAAAAGCUCCCGGCGAGCGACAGCGCCCCCUGGCCUGAAAGACCGAGACGCACGGCGACGGUGCCGUUCAAGAAGCGGAAACGCGGAAAGACGGCGAGAAAGUACUGGGAGAUCCCGACAAAGAAGGACUACAAGUGUUCUGUGUGCAGCAAGGUGUUCCCGCGUUCCUACAGCCUGCAGCGACACAUGCUGAUGCACAGCGGAGUGAAGCGCUUCCAGUGUCCGCUCUGCAAGAUGCGCUUCACUCACCAUUACAACCUCAAAAGACAUCUCAAGGACAAGCAUCCACCGUUCGUCGGCAUGGAUAUGUCGGCGUCUGCCACCGAGGUAGAGGAGUCUGCGGGGACGGGGACGGGGGGAGAGGGCGCUACGCUCUACAAGCAGCAGCUGGACAGUGAGACGGGGGGCAGCGAGUGGGUGUGCACGCACUGCUUCCUAGUCUUCAACAACUUCAACAUGCUCAACCUGCACACACUGACCCACGCCGCCGAGGACGUGCGCAUGCAGGAGGCGCAGCCCGCACAGCUCCAGGCGGGACAGGACGGAGAUAUCGUGACGAUGAAGCCAGAAGAAACAUUCCAGUGUCCGGAGUGCAUGCAGAUGUUUUUGCAGAAGAGGGAGCUGGUGGAGCAUGCCAGCACGCACGCGCGGAAGCAGAAGCCGACGACGACGGCUGCAGCGCGGGUGAACCCGGACAAACCGUUCAAGUGUACGCUGUGUUACAAGUGCUUCAGCACGCCCGAGCGACUCGAGAAACACCAGGCUGUGCAUGGAGACGACGAAUUGAAGCCCCUGCAGUGUGAGGUGUGCUUCAAGCGUUUCCUCAACAACUCAGCGAUGGCGUGUCACAUGAAGGUGCAUGAGGAGACUCGCUACUACACCUGUCCCUUCUGCAAGGAGCAGUUUAGUCAGGUGAACCACCUGAAGGAGCACGUCUUCGUGCACAUGGAGAAUGGCUUGUGGCCGUGUCCUCACUGUGAGAAGUCAUUCGAUGAGUACAACAUCUGUCGCAAGCACAUGCGCGCAUUCCACUCCGAGAAGCGCUAUCCGUGCCCACAGUGCGAGAAAGUGUUCCCGCGACCCGACAAGCUGAAGCUGCACAUGCUGAAGCACUCUGAGCAUCGAGAGUUCCUCUGCUCUCUCUGCGGCAAGCAGUUCAAACGCAAGGACAAGCUGAAGGAGCAUGUGAAGCGCAUGCACGACCCGUCGCGCGAGGCCAAGAUGGCAAACCGCCCCCCACGCAAGAACUCAGGAGCAAAGAAGUUCAUCCCUAAGGUGUCCCCCAGCGACUACCAUCGCUUCAUCUACAAGUGCCACACAUGUCUGCUGGGCUUCAAGAGACGCGGCAUGCUCGUUAACCACCUCGCUAAGCGGCAUCCCGAGAUACAGCCGGAGAGCGUGCCAGAACUCAACCUGCCCAUCCUCAAGACCCAGCGAGACUAUUACUGCCAGUACUGCGAGAAGGUGUACAAGAGCAGCAGCAAGAGGAAGGCACACAUAAUUAAGAAUCAUCCGGGAUCAGAGCUGCCUCCGAGUCACAGGAAGCGGGGUGACGACGGCGUAAACAUGGACAGCUAUUCACAGACGGUUAGCAGCGUCACGGCGACGCCGCAUCAGUGCGAGUAUUGCUACAAGCAGUACGCGAACAAGCAGAAGUUGAUGCAGCAUCAGCGCAAGAAACAUCCGGAGAUGGUGCCGCCGGCGCAGCAGCGCCCCCUGGCGUUGGCGCCGCUGGGGGCGGCGGGGCAGGCGCGUAUUGUGACGUCGACGCCAACGGGCCAGCUGUCGCGGUCGCCGGCGCCCCCGCAGCAGCAGCAGCAGCAGCAUGCGACGAUCGGUGGAGAGCUUCCGCAUGAGCGUAUGGAGCGGGUUGAGAUUCCGAUCAGCAUAGACAACAGCAGCCAGGCGACGGAUCUGCUCACGCAGGCGAUGUCCGAGCUUACCCAGACUCUCAGCGACUACAGGGUGCCGCCGGGGGAAUACCCGAUGCUAGCGGAGAGGCUGCAGGCUCCCAACCUGGUGCAUGGAGGUAACCCUCACACGACGAUUGACCUCAGCCAGCUGCAGCAGAACCUCACCAUUCACUACCAGCCAGCGCCCGCUCAGAUGUCUGCGACCCAGCUGAUGACUCACCAUGCUGCGGCGGCGCAGCACGCGAUGGGGAGUCCAGCGCAGAGCCCCGCGCCCGUCUCCACGCCACCAAUCACAAUGCCGCACCACCACUACCCUCCGCCGCCCACCAUGCGCACGGCGUGGACGCCUACCUUCCACCCCGGCUACCCGCCGCGGUAGCCCACCGUCACGCGGCGCCCCCUACCGGCCGCCGCCCACCAUGCGCGCGGCAUGGACUGUCACUCCAGAUGGCGCCGCCCAUGUUGUGGACUCACUCCAGGGGGCACCGGCUAUGUCGUGGACUGUCCCUCAAGGGGGCGCUGGAUAUGUUGUGGACUCGCUGCAGGGGGCGCCAGUUAUGUCGUGGACCGCAUCGUCGUCAUGGUGGUUGCUACGGGCCAUGUCGUUAAGACCUACAUGCACAUUGUUACACUGUGAUGGGUGGUGCCUCCUAUCUGUGCAUGUGGUUAGAACUUAGAUGUCUCUUUUCAUUGUACCAAAGGCCAAAGUGCAAAACUGAACUGUACAUACGCUAUAGAGAGAGAGAGGACUGGACUGCCGGUGGUGUAGGCAAUUGUAACAAUUGCUAGCUAGUCUACGCGUGAGAUGAUGGAUGCACACACACACAUACGCACGUGCACACACACACAAACAUACACAUAUACACACACAUACAUGCAUGCGCAU
This is a messenger RNA of Priapulus caudatus, 4182 nucleotides long. RefSeq names its product PR domain zinc finger protein 10-like. NCBI's taxonomy places the organism in Eukaryota, Metazoa, Priapulida, Priapulimorpha, Priapulimorphida, Priapulidae. Gene Ontology annotation, molecular function: DNA-binding transcription factor activity, RNA polymerase II-specific; RNA polymerase II transcription regulatory region sequence-specific DNA binding; protein binding. The transcript is spliced from 24 exons. The coding region runs from base 19 to 3675 and encodes 1218 amino acids. Gene Ontology annotation, biological process: regulation of transcription by RNA polymerase II. Gene Ontology annotation, cellular component: nucleus. The record is from RefSeq and is a predicted model, not a curated record.